CUGGCUUUUGUAGAUACAGAAGCGGAAGCCAUCAAACUCAGGUUCUUCUAGCUUCUCUAACCUCUCGGUCUCUCCUCUCUCUUCUCCCUCUCUCUGUCACCUUGUCAUCUAAAAUCUUGCUAACCCUAACACCACUGCCUCAAACGUUUCUCUUCCACCUGACGUGAAGCUAGAGCAUAACCGAGAGAAAAAACAAGGGAAAAUACUUGAAGCUCUGAGGACACAUCUAUUCCAUGCGCGUUCAAAUCGAGUAUUCCUUUUGAUUGCUUGCUUGGCAUAGUUAUUUUCAAUAUCAUAUCUCGAAUAGGAUUAUGAGUGACUUCACCAAUAAGAUGAAGAACUAAUUGAUGAAUAAGAUUAGGGCAUAUCUUCAUUAUUGAUAUUCUGAGUCCAGAAGAUAGGGUUUGCGAUGGUUUGGUGGACGGGGCCUGCUCGUUUCUCCCGUGUACUAUUAUUGGGCCGGCUUCCUUCUUGCUGCUCGGGCUUGCAAACGAUCCAGCCUAUCAUUCAGGCUAUACUUCGGCCGAAGCCGCUGGUAGACCGACCUAGGAGCCUUUCGAUCUCAAGGCCUGAUCUCCUUUUGUGGGCCCGACUCAAUCUAAUACUGCUGGUGAAAAAUACGCAAGAUUCAAGGAUGCCACCAUCAGGGGAAAUUGCAAACUCCAAGCCACGCAAAAAGAAAUCCUCAACCUCUAGAGUUUCCUUCAUCCCAUUACAAGGUAAUAACAUCCAGCAGGCACAGGGCCCGCUGAGAACAAGCCAGAAGGUAUCCAAAAGGAGCUUGAAGAACAAGGGCUCUCCACUGAUUCAGCAACAGGAAAGAUCAAAUUCAGAUUCAUUGCCUGACUCAUCUACAUCAGAAAAUGAAUAUCGUGCGCUCAGACGGAAGUAUUUGCUGUUGGAGGAAGAAAGCUUUGGUCUGGGGAGAGAAUUGAAAACGGUGGAAGAGGACGUUAAGACACUUGAAGAUGAGAAACUUGCAUUGUUAGACCAACUGGUUGUGUUAGAAGGUCUACUUGAUCCUUCAGAAGUGCAUUGUCAUGAGUUUGUAUCACUGUGAUUCAUUAUAUCUGCCCCUGGCUGUUGGUGACUAUUGAUUGGUGCACUUGCAAGUUAUAUGGUUGCAUGGCAUACUUCAAUGAAGUUACAUUAUGUAAUUAAUCGCUAGCUCUGAAAGGUUGAACAAGAUGACGUAAUUUCUCCCGUUUCUAUUCUUUUAACAGUAAAAACGUAAGGAAUUGUUUAAACAUGUUA
This is a messenger RNA of Manihot esculenta (cassava), 1254 nucleotides long. RefSeq lists its product as uncharacterized. Bases 410 to 1060 code for a protein of 216 amino acids. The transcript is spliced from 4 exons. Lineage: Eukaryota; Viridiplantae; Streptophyta; Magnoliopsida; Malpighiales; Euphorbiaceae. The record is from RefSeq and is a predicted model, not a curated record.